Molecule: messenger RNA, 1426 nt
Organism: Aspergillus fijiensis CBS 313.89
Lineage: Eukaryota; Fungi; Ascomycota; Eurotiomycetes; Eurotiales; Aspergillaceae
Product: cytochrome P450
Exons: 6
Coding region: 1-1338 (445 amino acids)
Molecular function (GO): oxidoreductase activity, acting on paired donors, with incorporation or reduction of molecular oxygen; steroid hydroxylase activity; heme binding
Source: RefSeq, a predicted model, not a curated record
AUGUACUGUACUUUCGAAUCCCUAUCCUGGUCUGCACGCCAAGGACGUGGUGUCGUCCUUCUCGUGAUCUGGCGUCUGUGGCGGUUCACCGUUCGUCCGUUGCUCAACCCUGACUCGCCGCGAGAGUUGUUGGUACGGUUGGUUCGCUCGGACCCUUUCUUGACGGCGCUAAUGACUCGGCGAAAAAGGCCAUGCAGUCCCCAUGCUAAGGAGCCCCCAUGCGUUACUAUCAUCCGCGAUAAAAUCUACUUCGUCCUGUCGGAACAAGAUGCCACCGCCGUGCUUAGGGAACCACCCCAGCUGACACAUACGGAGCACUUGAAAAACCUUCUCAUGGGCCUUGGCUGUUCGGAAUCGGGAAUCUCGGAGAUGGAUCACGAUUCCGAACCCAAGGCCCCGCCGUUGGUUCUGGUCGCAGAGGAGCUUAUGAGGAAACAGCUCCUUGAAAAGUCUUUAAGCCCGGAGAUCCUCGCUCGGUCCUUGGAGAGCGACCUGUGGAUCCUGUUAUUCAAACUACCCCGACCAUGCGGCAAGGAGGUCCGCGUGGCCAGAGCGAGGGUGCUGCGCUGCUUGGUGGACUACAUGCGUCUGCCUCCCUCGAGCCAGCAGGAUCAAUCCUGGGCUGUCAGAAACUCCAUCACGGAGAUGCGACGCCGCGGACUGAGCGAGGAUGAUAUGGCGUCGUAUCUGCUGAUGGUCCUGUGGGGCUCCAACGCAAACGUCUUCAAACUCCCCUUCUGGCUCCUCGCGCACAUCUGCACCGACCAGACCCGUCUGCAAAGAGUCACCACCGAAGUUACCACCCUCUUCGCGCAGAGCACCGCCGCCAACGAACCGCUGGCCGCCCUCGCCCUGCGCCUCGAGCAGAACCCCCUCCUCUCCGCCCUCUACAACGAGACCCAGCGACUGACCAUGAACUCCAGCUCCGCGCGCAGCGUCGAGAAGCCCCUCACCGUCAACGGCCGGACCUUCCAAGCCGGUGCGCACCUGCUCGUGCCCUACCGCCAGCUCGCCAUGUCGCACCCCGUGCUCGGCCGGGACUGGGACCGCUUCCUGCCGGAGCGGUUCCUCGACCACCCGGGCCUGGCCCAGAGUAAGAGUUUCCUGCCGUUUGGCGCGGGGAAGCACAAGUGCGUAGGGCGGUAUCUGAGCAAGCGACUGUCGCUGACGUUUGUUGCGCUGGUGGUGCAUCGCUUCCACGUUGUGCGGGCGCUGGACGGCGUUCCGGCGGUAGGGUUCACCCCGGUCUCCUCGGGGCCCGGCGGGCCUGUGAAGGGCGGGGAUGUGCGGGUCGUGAUUGCGCCCAAAGAGGACGGGUUAUCGCACGAGGAGAAAUGAUGAUAAGCUUGUUUGUUGGUUGAGCAUAGACAAUUUCCACUGGUGCUAUCUAUUUUCGAAGAUGCUUAGUGCGCAUUGUUCGAGUGUA